GGACUCCAUUUACUAUACAGGCCGGUUACAAUAUAUGAUAGUGCCCCUCCCCUGCUUUCAAGCUAGUAUCUAACAAACCAACAUAGUUUCAUAAUUUGGUCAAUUUCAAGUGUUUUCUCUCCUCCUUGAGUUUCAUUUCCUUUGAAUCCUCCUCUUGAUUAAGGGUGAUUGAUUCAUAUAUGUGUAUAUGGCUGCUGAUGCAUUUGAUGAGCAGUGUGAUUACCUGUUCAAGGCUGUUCUGAUUGGAGACUCUGGAGUUGGGAAAUCAAAUCUGAUCUCAAGGUUUGCAAAAGAUGAGUUCCGUUUGGAUUCAAAGCCCACGAUAGGUGUCGAAUUCGCUUACCGGAACAUUAAAGUCAGAGAUAAGCUCAUCAAAGCUCAGAUAUGGGACACUGCCGGCCAAGAAAGGUUUAGAGCUAUCACAAGCUCAUACUACAGAGGAGCCUUGGGGGCAAUGCUAGUGUAUGACAUAACCAGGCGACCAACAUUUAUGAAUGUGAUAAAAUGGUUACAUGAGCUGAGAGAGUUCGGAAAUGAGGACAUGGUGGUUGUUCUGGUGGCGAACAAAUCUGAUUUGGUUCAAUCAAGGGAAGUUGAGAAGGAAGAGGGAGAAGAGUUUGCAGAAAUAGAAGGGUUGUGUUUUAUGGAAACCUCUGCUUUGCAGAAUUUGAAUGUUGAGGAAGCAUUCUUAGAAAUGAUCACUAAGAUCCAUGACAUCAUAAGCCAGAAAAGCUUGGAAACCAAAAUGAAUGGGCCAACAACAUUAAGUGUUCCAAUUGGAAAGGAGAUUCAAGUAGCUGAUGAAGUGACUGCUACUAAACAAGCUAAUUGUUGUUCAAGAUGAGAGUUUCCUUGAUGAAUUUUAGCUACUAUCCAAGUGACUACGACUAAUUCAACAAUUGAUUCUUCCUAUUUUCCCACUUCGUAUUAUUUCCCCCCUUCCAUUGGGCUUUUCUUUUUAAUACAUAAUGCUCAUGGCAAUGUUUUAUGGAAGCAGUGAAUUGAUGUUAAAAUGUAAAUUAUGGUUUUCUCUUGUUAGUAGGUUCUUAGUUGUUACCAAACUUUUUGUCAAAUAAUUUCUUGAUUGUAGGAACAUUUUGUUGGAUGA
Lotus japonicus is the source of this 1108-nucleotide messenger RNA. RefSeq names its product ras-related protein RABA6a-like. The record is from RefSeq and is a predicted model, not a curated record. The coding region runs from base 188 to 844 and encodes 218 amino acids. Gene Ontology annotation, molecular function: GTP binding; GTPase activity. Gene Ontology annotation, cellular component: endosome. NCBI's taxonomy places the organism in Eukaryota, Viridiplantae, Streptophyta, Magnoliopsida, Fabales, Fabaceae. The transcript has 2 exons.